Molecule: messenger RNA, 645 nt
Organism: Spirometra erinaceieuropaei
Lineage: Eukaryota; Metazoa; Platyhelminthes; Cestoda; Diphyllobothriidea; Diphyllobothriidae
Source: the annotation of a GenBank genome assembly
AUGACGAGCGACUACCCAAACGACUCUUCUACGGAGAUGUCGCGACGGGUUCUCGCAGCCAAGGAGGCCUCCCUGAAACGUCUGCAAAUAAACCCGACCAACUGGGAAGAGCUCGUCCUCAAUCGACCGACCUGGAGGAGGACGUUGAAAACCGCUGCUGCGAUCUACGAAGCCAACCGCAUCACCGCCGCCAAAUUGAAACGCGAAGCACGCAAAUCACAGCUGCGCCCAAUACGCAACGCCAACGCACAACCGCUACCAACGUGUCCUCGAAGUCAACGGACAUUCGGGGCACGAAUUGGACUUAUUGGACACCUUCGGACCAACUGCACCUCUCGGACCGCAGCAACCAUCGUCCCUCCGCCCGCCUCUUCCCCGUCCUCUCCGCCGCCAUCUAACUCUGACGCCUCUUCCGAACCAUCACUUCCAUCCUCCUCCCCCUCCUCCUCCACUGCCCCAACGACGGCCGCUCAGGCGACAGUCACGCACAUCAGCCACCCUGACACAACAACCGACACCACCCCCACUGCCUCCGACUCCAGCGAUGAGGAUCAGGACUACACCUGCCCUCAAUGCGACCGCACCUUCACCUCACACAGCAGGCUGGUCGGUCACUUGCGAAUCCAUCGCACAGAGGCCGGUUAA